ACGGUCUGCCACCCGGGUAUGGCGAAGACACGUUCAGUGGUCGAACAAAGGUUCUGGUGGCCUAACCUCAGCAAGGACGUAAGGGAGUUCGUCAACGCCUGCCCGGUGUGUGCUGCCAAUAAGACUUCCCGCCUACGGCCUGUUGGUGAGUUGCAAUCCCUGUCCAUCCCCUUUCGUCCGUGGUCACACAUCGCGCUGGACUUCGUCACCGGCCUGCCGCCUUCUCAAGGGAACACAGUGGUGCUGUCCAUAGUGGACCGUUUUUCCAAAAUGGUCCACUUCGUGCCGCUUCCGAAGAUCCCGUCGGCCAAGCAGACAGCCCAGUUGGUAUUAGACGAGGUCGUCCGUUACCACGGCCUACCCCAGGACAUCGUUUCGGACAGGGGUCCGCAAUUCAGCGCCCGUUUCUGGAAGGAGUUCUGCAACCUCAUCGGCGCUUCAGCAAGUCGGACAUCGGGUCAUCACCCAGAGUCUAACGGCCAGAUUUAGAGGAUUAACCAGGAAUUAGAGACCGGUCUUCGAUGUCUGGCAUCCGGGGACCAGAGCACGUGGAGCCAGCACAUCAAGUGGGUGGAGUAUGCCCACAAUUCUCUGCCCUCCGCUUCAACAGGUAUGGCUCCACUCCAUGUCAUGCAUGGGUAUCCUCCAUCCCUGUUUCCUCCACUGGUCACAUAAUCCACAGUUCCGUCGGCCCUGGCCGUGGUGCGACGCUGCAAACGGACCUGGGAAGCAGCUCGGAGGACACUGCUGCGCAUGAGCAGCGCCUACAAGGCCGCAGCAGACCGCAAGAGGAGGGCCGCACCAGAGCUCAGAGUGGGACAGCGAGUGUGGCUCUCCACCAAAGAUCUCCCGCUGCGGACGGAAUCCCGCAAACUUGCUCCCAGACUUCGCCCGAAUCGCACAUCGUCGCUGGCUCCUCCGCUCAAAUCCCCCCCGCUCCCCCGCAUGGUCGACGGUGGGUUGGUGUACACUGUGCGCCGGUUGCUGUCUUCCCGUCGCAGAGGAAGGGGGGUCCAGUACCUGGUGGACUGGGAGGGAUAUGGCCCGGAGGAGCGUUCUUGGAUCCCCUCCCGCUUCGUCGUGGACCGCUCCCUCAUCAGGGACUUUCACGCGGCUCACCCUGAUGCUCCUGGGCCGUCCAGAGCCGGCCGUUGAGGGGGGGGUUCUGUCAUGCUCCUGGAUUCCAGCCAGGGCUGGGCGUGACCAGCUAAUCUGAAGGUGCACACCUGCGCCUCAUGACCUUUGAUUAAGACCCAGUACAUAUAGGACCCGGGGGACGACUAUUACUCUGCUAGAUCGUUGCCUCUCGUGCCUCGUUCCCGCACUACCGUACUCCUGACGUCUACCUCCUGUGUACCAACCAACGCCUGUCUCCCGACCUACCCCGUAAGCCUGCCGUUACUGAUCUUGCUGCUUGUUUGGACUGACUCCCUGGUAACCGACAUUGGAACGAAUAAAGGCUUAUUCCGCACUGCUUACCUCUCACCUGAGUCGUGCAUUUGGGUCCACCCCCGAGUCUCGUCCGUGACAGAGAACAAUGUUUUGGGAACUUUAAUGUAGUUUAAUGAGUUUUUUGGCAGAUAUUUUACAUUUUGGAACCGGGCUGUUGAGAUCCUAUUUCAACAUGUUACAGUAUUUGUCAAUAGCUAAUUAUGUUUGUAGAUUGAUCUCCCUGCUUGUAGAUUUUUUUUUUUUUUUUUGUAAGUGAAAGAGGAGGAGGCUGAAGGGUACCAGAAGUACAGUUUAAGGGACCACAGUUUGACAGAAACUGACAGAACUUUAUUUUGCUCUGUCCAAUUUUUUUUCCCUUCAGUAGGUAGUAGUGGCACGCGGUGGGUCAUCUGUAAAGUUGUGGGCUCACAGUUCUGAGGUCCAUGGUUGGAUCCCGGCCCCGCCUGUGUGGAAUUUGCAUAUUCUCCCCGAGGCUGCGUGCGUUUUCCCCGGGCACUCGGGUUUCCUCCCACAAUCCAAAAACAUGUGACAUUAAUUGGACACUCUAAAUUGCCCCUAGGUGUGAUUUUGAGAGUGGCUGGUUGUCUCCAUGUGCCCUUCAAUUGGCUGGCAACCACUUCAGGAUGUACCCUGCCUCCUGCCCAUUGACAGCCGGGAUAGGCUCCAGCACUCCCGCAACCCUCGUGAGGAUAAGUGGCUAAGAAAAUGGAUGGAUGGAUGGAAAGGUUGUAGUAUGAUUAAAUCCAUCGUCCAUCCAUCUUUACUAAAAGCUCAAGUAAAAGUGUGUGUAUUUUGUUUCAUUUUUCAUAGAAGCUUACCCACUCUCUCACUUUGUUCUCUUUCUCGCACGCACACAGACACACACACACACACACACACACACACACACACGCACACAGUUUAGAAUUAAGGUCCACAUAGUGUUUGAUAUCUUGGUGCAGUAGAAAAUAUAUACAUUUCUCUCGGGCCAAUGCUUAAAAUAAUACCCUCUCAUUCAGUGAAGACACAUCCGCCCGGAGGCGUUUAUCUUAAUUUGUUGACAUCUGGUGACAUCAACAUCCUGCAGUCAUGUCAGCAACGUUUUCCUCGCUACAUAUUGAGACAAAAUAUUACAUCUUCUCCGUGUCCUGUAAACUCACUAGAAACCUCCGAAAAUAUGAAAACAAGGGCAUUUAUCCACAAAUGGUAAAUAGGAAGUCUUCUUCGAAGAGCUUAUUAUGAAUGCAAAAAGAUUGAUUUAUUUCCAACAUUAAUAGCAACCACUCAUUUUAGUUUAGCAUUAAAUUAGUUGUAGUGAUGAUGGAGACUGGUUAGCACAUCUGCCUCAAAUUUCUGAAGCCCUGGGUUCAAAUCCAUCCUUGCCUAUGUGGCACCUUUCUGCCUGUGUGUAUUUUCUCUGGGUACUCUGAUUUACUCCCACUUCCCAAAAGCAUGAAUGCAUGGAUAAUGGGAGAUGCUAAAUUGCUUGAGGUGUGAACCUAAGUAUGAAUGGCUGUUUAUUUAUAUGUUUGCUGCGAUUGGCUGACAACUGGUUGAGGGUGUACGCAGCCUCUCGCUCGAAGAUAGUUGUUAUUGGCACUAGCAUGCCUGCGACCCUAGUGAGGAUAAAUGAUAUGGAAAAUUAAUUAAUGAAUGUUUGUUUGGUGAAGUUGAGCUCUUUCUGUACACUUUCAAUAAUAUGCAGUAAAUUUCCAAACAAGUUUGUCAGAAUCAGAAUCAACUUUAAUGGCCAAGUAUGUAACAACACACAAGGAAUUUGCCUCCGGCAGUCGAUGCAUGGUACAAGAUUCAUGAUGAGUACUGAGAUGAAGAGCAAAAAAACUAACAAGAACAAAGAACAUGAGACAUUUACUCAAUAGGAACUUUUCCUUUUAAAAGUCACAGAUGUGCAAGAUGCAGUCUUCUUCAUUUCAGCCACUGUAGUAAAGACUACGUCAAUGCCCCACAUUAUGUUAAGCUUGUACAGAAAGCUCCCACCCAUUCGCGGUUCCCACUACAAACCAGUGCAAUGACAGUUGUGCAAAGGGAGCAAGUUAAAAAUGACGAAUUGUGCAAUAAUCUACUGCUAAUACUAAUACUGACUAGACGAGGAGGAUGGUGAGUCUGUGUCCCAACAACGGUGCAAAGCAGAAAAUAGUAGGUACGCUGAUCAAGACUUUAAUGACUUAAUUGCAAGAGGGGAAAAAACUGUUUGAAUGCCUUCUAGUUUUGAUCAGCAUUGAUCGGUAGUAUCUACCCAAUAGAAGGACCUGGAAGAGCUGGUGGCCAGGAUGUGGAGGGUCCAAAAGGAUCCUGCCCGCUCUGGUCCCAGUUCAAGUGGAGUGCAAGUUUUCAGAAGUGGGUAGGGUGGUCCUGACAAUCCGUUCAGCAGUUUGUGGAGCUUGUCUGGGUCUUUGUUCCCCUGGCAGGGUGACCAAGAAGAAACAGGUCCUUGGUGAGGAACCAGACAGAACACAGUUCAGAAACCUCGUUGAUACAUACACAACAGAAUAGAAUUAUAGAAUAGACAGAAUAGAAUUAGACAUUCUUGGCCAGACAAGGGUCACUGGAGUCCCCCUCUGGAGCCAGGUCUGGGAGUGGGGCUCAAUGUCAAGGCCAUGGUGGUCGGUCCUGCGACUUGAGGCCUGGCCUGAUAAUGUGAUUCUUCCUCACCAUGAGCUCAGCACUCAUAUGAAGGGGCCAAGUGGGUAUCCAUCCUUUUUCUGAGCUGCUUAUCCUCACAAAUGUUGGCUGAGUCUUGGAGGCUAUCCAAACUAUCUUUGGGGAGGAGGCGGGGUACACCCGGAACUUGUUGCCAGCAGGUUAUAUGUAGAUAAUCAUCCGCACUCACAUUCACAUCUACGUACAGUUUAGAGUCCCCAGUUAACCUACCAUGCAUGUUUUGGGCAUGUGGGAGGAAAGGCUGCCUGGAGAAAACCCACACAGUCACAGGGGACAACAUGCAAAUUCCACACAGAUGGGGCCACGAUUUGAACCCCGGUCCUCAGAACUGUGAGGCAGGUGCUCGAACCAGUUGUCCACCGUGCAAGCCCUAUCAACUCAUAGUAAAUAUAAUUUCUCCCACCCAGAGGCACCUCCUGUUAAUCUUUUUUCCUAUGGGAAAGAAAUGAGGCAUCUGUUUUGUCCGGUAUCCAUUUGUUUUAGUGGAUAUGGGGUAUGGUCUCUUACAAAAUAGACCCCUACUACAGCAUGACAUUUUUUCAUGCCUUUCUCUCUGUUAC
Syngnathoides biaculeatus (alligator pipefish) is the source of this 4673-nucleotide messenger RNA. RefSeq lists its product as uncharacterized. The transcript has 2 exons. The record is from RefSeq and is a predicted model, not a curated record. Bases 754 to 1155 code for a protein of 133 amino acids. Lineage: Eukaryota; Metazoa; Chordata; Actinopteri; Syngnathiformes; Syngnathidae.